Messenger RNA from Saccostrea echinata, 3360 nucleotides. RefSeq names its product dual 3',5'-cyclic-AMP and -GMP phosphodiesterase 11A-like. Gene Ontology annotation, molecular function: 3',5'-cyclic-nucleotide phosphodiesterase activity; protein binding. Gene Ontology annotation, biological process: signal transduction. Lineage: Eukaryota; Metazoa; Mollusca; Bivalvia; Ostreida; Ostreidae. The transcript has 20 exons. The coding region runs from base 454 to 3171 and encodes 905 amino acids. The record is from RefSeq and is a predicted model, not a curated record.
AAUGUGCAUUUUGUCUCCAAGUCACAUUAUUUGUCAAUCAGAGAUCCCGCGCGCGCCAAACCUUAUCAGUGAGAGCUGCGAUGUCCAAUGGAUGAACAACAGCAUUGUAUUGGAACGGAAGCGUUGAUAACGCUGACACGUCCUGCAACCGAUCGGAAUUAAUGAACUGAUUCAAUGAUCAAUUCAACAGGUGAAGACUGCGCGUAUAGACCAACAGCCAAAGUCAUAUUUGUUAGAACGAAUGACGGGAUGUUUAUCUAGGAUUAACGUUGUUGACAUUGCGAGAAGUGAUCUUAGUUUUUAACUUAGAAGUGUAAGAUGCAUCAUCCAUCAUUCUGUCCAAUAUUUCAAAUGCUGUGUUAAGUUAUUUCUUUUCAAUGGAUCACUUCAUAUUCAAAGUUGUUUAUUCUUAUAUUGUUUACUAGGUUUAUAUUUUUAAGGUGAAUAUUGAACAUGACACAGUUGACACAGCCAGUUGUUGAAGAGUGGUUCGAGUCCAACAAGGACGCAUUCGCUGAGAUUUUUCUGAAAAAGGCAGAUAUUUCUAUUGUGAAUAAAUGGUUGUUAAUGCAUGGCUACUCUCCAGCCACAGAGCAACCAACAUACCAACCCAAGCGAGGUUCACUGUCGACAGAUAACAGUUCUCCCUCCUCACCGAAUGACAAAAACGACGUCUUUUUUGACACCAGACAUUGUAGGACAAAUUCAAAGAAAUAUCUGAGACAGGAUUUUGCAAAGUCAAAGAGGAAAAACAUAUUUCGGACAUAUGAACCGACCAUGUGCUCUGCUGAAGCUACAACUGAAUCUCGAAGAAACAGUCUAAAGGAAAUGAGAAUGUUCCGAUCGCUUCCCCCAAAUUCUGUUAACAUGCUUAGCAUCCUGAUACAGUCACGAGUGCGUUUACCAAGAUACCCAAGCAAAGACAUUGACAUUAAAAGGGACCUUCGAACGAAGAAUGAGAGGGAGUUUUUCUUAGAAAUUGUUAAAGAUAUUUCAAAUGAUUUAGAUUUAAGGUCAUUGAGUCAGAAGAUUGUGGCAAAUAUAAGUGUACUAGUUGAUGGUGAUGCAGGUUCAAUUUUUUUGGUGGAGGGUCGAGGGACGGGGAAACCGUCUUUGGUUUCAAAGCUGUUUGACCUCCAUUCAGGAACGCAUAUCCUUCCCACCUCUAUGGGAGAUGGAAGUAUCACAGUGCCCUGGGGGAAAGGCAUCAUUGGCCAUGUGGCAGAGACAGGAGAUACUAUUUCUUUGAUGGAGGCUAGUCAGGACCCAAGGUACAAUGACGAUGUGGACAAAAUCACCGGAUACCGGACCGAUACUCUACUCUGUAUGCCGAUACGAAACGGUGAUGACGAAGUGGUGGCUGUGGCACAAGUUAUUAACAAAGCGGGGACACGGGAGGGGUUCAGCAAAGACGACGAAAAGCUCCUAGGAACAUACCUCACCUUCUGUGGAAUAGCAAUAUACAAUGCCCAGAUUUUCGAAGCAUAUACUAAAGAAUACGAACGAAACAAGGCAUUGCUAGAAGUAGUUCAUGAUUUGUUUGAGGAACAAACUUCGGUGGAAAACGUUAUACUCAAAAUAAUGCAGCGAGCACAGACUUUGUUGAAAUGUGAGCGCUGCUCUGUGCUUUUACGAGAUGGCUCGUCAGAGACCUCUUUUAAAAAGGUUUUUGACCUUGCUUAUCCAAUGAAAAAUGGCCAGACUUGCCAGAGAAGGCGUCUUGUUACACCGACUUCUCCAAACCUACACAAUUCCCACUCACGAAGCAGUCCUACUUUUUCAAGCUCUGAAAACAUGCCAGAUUACCAAGUUGGUAAUAAGAUAGCAGAGUUAGUUUUGAUGACGGGGGAAACAAUCAACAUUGCUGAUGCUCACCAAGACUCCAGAUUUGAUCCAAAUUGUGAUGGAGAAUCUGGAUUCCACACACGCUCUAUCCUCUGUAAGCCAAUCAGGAACAGAGACAAUCAGACAAUAGGUGUUGCCCAGGUAAUGAACCGAAUUGACGGCCAUGCGUUUGAUGACCACGAUGACCAAUUGUUCGAGGCUUUUACCAUUUUCUGUGGACUUGGAAUCAAUAAUUGUCUCCUAUACGAGGAAAUCGCCGUGGCCUCAGCCAAGCAAAUGGUAGCACUAGAGGUACUUUCCUAUCAUGGGGCUGUAUCUGCAGAAGAUGUUGUAAAAUUAAAGUCGAGAAAACCAUCGGAGGCUCUUGAGUGGAAAUUAGACACAUUCAAUUUCAACGAUUUCUCCCUCAGCAGCGACGACAUGCUGUUGGCUGCUGUCAGGAUCUUCAAAGACCUGGGGUUCAAUAGAACAUUCAGAAUCGAUAGUGAGGUGUUGUGUAGAUGGAUCCUGACUGUUAGAAAGAAUUACAGGAAUGUUGCCUACCACAACUGGCGACACGCCUUCAAUGUGUGUCAGUUUAUGUUUGCAGCCCUCAAGAGGGCUGGAGUAAGGCGUCACCUUUCAGAUAAAGAAAGCCUCGCUUUGGUGGUGGCUUGUCUUUGCCAUGACCUUGAUCACAGAGGAACGAAUAAUGCGUUCCAGCAGAAGACAAGUUCAGCUUUGGCUCAGUUGUAUGGAACUAAGGCAACCCUAGAGCACCACCAUUUCAACCACGCCAUCAUGAUUUUGAAUAGUGAGGGCCACAAUAUCUUUGGAAACUUUAAUUCAGAAGAAUACAGCGAAGUGAUUAAAUUGCUGAAAGAGGCCAUCUUGGCCACCGAUCUCUCUCGACACAUUCAAGUAAGGAACAAAUUUUUCGCCAUGGUCGACUCAGGAAUGAAAAAUUGGGAUGACAGAGAGUCACGUGACAUAUUACGUAGUAUUUUAAUGACGACCUGUGAUGUGGCAGCCAUUACAAAACCCUGGGAAAUCCAGCGAAAAGUUGCUGAUCUUGUAAUGACUGAAUUCUUUGAUCAGGGUGAUAAAGAAAGAAACGAACUGAAAAUACAACCACAGGCGUGUAUGGAUAGGGAGAAGCAGGAUGAACUUCCAAAAUUGCAGCUGAGUUGGAUAGAUGGAAUUUGUCUUCCUUUGUACAGGGCAUUAUCAAACCUCGAUUCUUCUUUUAAACCUUUGUAUGAUGCAGUACUCAACAACAGAUCCUGCUGGGAAGUCCUUGAUGCAGAAAGACUAGCAAAGGAUGCUGCAAUGCACACUGAAGUUUAAGAUGUCACCGAAGUGUUCCGAAAAACUACCGCCAUAUUAGUUCAAAAUGAAAUUUGCAUAAUUCCAUUUUACCGCAAAAAACGAAAGUGCAUAUUUUAACUUAUAAGUGCAAUAAAAUGUCUUAUGUUUUCCUUAACAAUUGUUGGAAUAACACAGUGUUUGCUUUAUUUUCAUACUCAAUAAAAAUUC